AUGGCUGAUCAAGAAAGAGUACCCGAAACUCAAGCUCAACGUGUUAGGUCUGAUACUCAAGAACAACGUUCUGAAAAAUCUUAUAAGGCUGCCGCUCAUAAUCCGACUGUAUCUCAUGAGGCUAG
Racocetra fulgida is the source of this 125-nucleotide messenger RNA. NCBI's taxonomy places the organism in Eukaryota, Fungi, Glomeromycota, Glomeromycetes, Diversisporales, Gigasporaceae. The record is from the annotation of a GenBank genome assembly.